AUUAUGAAAUUGAAAUGAAAAAAAUACUAGAAACAAAUGAACUUUUUGCUGAAAGCAUGUAUCAUAUAGAAAAUGAUGAAGAAAUGCAAUAUUCUGAUAAUCAAGUUCUUACUCCAUUACAAAUAAAAAAAUUUCAAACAAUAUUUUCUCAAAAUACUAUUGAGGAGAACAAUGAUGAAGGAGAAAUUAAUGAAAAAUUAACGGUUAUUUUAAAUCAGCAAGAAAAAGAAGCAUUUAAUAAUAAACUUCGUACAACGGUCUGUUGUAAAACUAAAUCAUGUUUAACCAAAAUUGACCAUGAACUUGCAUUUAAAAUUUUUUAUGACAUUCGAGGAUUAACAAAAGCUGAGUAUAGUAUGUUUUUAUUAGGGACGCUUUAUGCAAUGAUUCGUCCAAAUAAAACAUUACGCGGUAAAGGAAAACAAAACUUAACUAUAAAAUACACUUUUAAUGGAAAUGAAAUUU
This is a messenger RNA of Racocetra fulgida, 465 nucleotides long. NCBI's taxonomy places the organism in Eukaryota, Fungi, Glomeromycota, Glomeromycetes, Diversisporales, Gigasporaceae. The record is from the annotation of a GenBank genome assembly.